AUGCUGCGCGUGUCCAACCUGCUCCGAGGCUUAACCGCUGCACCGGUGCGUCGCCGCACCAUCUUCAAUCGCUCGUCGGUGCGUGCAUUCAGCGCUCAAGGCGGUGACGAUGAAGAUGAUGACCGUGACCUGGAACUGGAGGACCUGGAGCUGGACUGGGACGACAUGGACGACCUCGAGCUGGAUGACUGGACGCUGGACGACGAUGGCGAUGUAGCGUCUGCCGGUCGCCGUAAAGUGGAGGAACACGUGAAGCAGAAGGUGAGCAUUCGGCGUGCGAAGCACUCGAAGCGCCGCUUCGUGGACCGCAUCCGCGUCAAGGCAACGGGAGGUCACGGUGGCAACGGCUGCGCGAGCUUCUUCUCCGAGUCAGCCAUGCGCAAACGUCCCAAUGGUGGACACGGCGGCGCUGGAGGCGACGUGGUGAUCGAAGCCAGUGAUAAGAUGCAGAAUCUGGCAAACGCCACGCACCACUUCAAGGGCGGAGCAGGCACCAACGGCAUGCCAAACGAUUCCGCGGGUAGGAGGGGCAAGCAUUGCCACGUGAAGGUGCCGUGUGGCACACUCGUCAAGCGUGUGGAGCGCUACGAGCGCGAGCUCGAGGACGGCGAGUAUGAGAUUGUAGAUAGGAUGGAAGUUGUCGCUGACUUGGACAAACCUGGUGCUACCUUCCUCGCUGCUAAGGGCGGUAAACCUGGACUGGGCAACCGCAUCCUGGCUGGAAAGACGACCAAGUUCGGUCGGCUGCGCAAGCACAUGCCUGAGAGCAAAACUACGGGCUCGCCGGGUACGUCGCAGUAUUACGAGUUGGAGCUCAAGACAAUUGCCGAUGUUGGUUUGGUUGGAUAUCCCAACGCUGGCAAGUCUACCUUGCUGAGUGUGCUGAGCCGCGCCACGCCUGAGAUCGCGCCGUACCCGUUCACGACGCUUCACCCGUACGUGGGCAUUGUGGAAUUCCCAGACACUUUCCGGCUGAGUGUGGCUGACAUUCCCGGACUUAUCGACGGUGCGCACCGCAAUGUCGGUCUUGGUCACGACUUCUUGCGUCACAUUGAGCGCACAAAGAUCUUGAUGUACGUCCUUGAUACCGCGGGCUCAGAGGGACGUGAUCCCCUGGAGGACUUUACCCAUCUCCAAAGGGAACUGGAGCUGUAUGCCCCAGGAAUCUCGUCACGUCCUUCCCUCAUCGUUGCCAACAAGAUGGAUGAGCAAGGCGCCGAAGACAGCUUUCACAAGCUGCGCCAGUCCACUGAUCUUGCUGUGCUUCCAGUCAGUGCACUCCACAAGGUCGACAUUGAUACGAUAGCACGCACACUCCGAUGGAUGAUUGAGAGCUAUAGCAAGCUUACCAAGGCGUCAUAG
This is a messenger RNA of Phytophthora nicotianae INRA-310, 1362 nucleotides long. Its product is annotated as obg family GTPase CgtA. Gene Ontology annotation, cellular component: mitochondrion. The record is from RefSeq and is a predicted model, not a curated record. Gene Ontology annotation, molecular function: GTPase activity; GTP binding; magnesium ion binding. Lineage: Eukaryota; Oomycota; Peronosporomycetes; Peronosporales; Peronosporaceae. The transcript has 5 exons. The coding region runs from base 1 to 1362 and encodes 453 amino acids.